GCGAGGUCAGUGACGUGCGGCGUUGCCGUGUGUGUUUCAAAAGCACAAACUUUAUGUUUUGGUGGCGUCAUUUACCGAAUUUUCCGUGAAAAACUGUAAUAUUGCCUGAACAAUAUUACCACGAUGAGUUUUUCCAGCGACGAAGUGAAUUUCCUUGUUUAUCGGUACUUGCAAGAGUCGGGUUUUCAACAUUCUGCUUAUACUUUCGGUAUUGAGUCGCAUAUUUCCCGAUCAAACAUCAAUGGGGCUCUUGUACCGCCCGCCGCACUUCUCAGUAUUUUACAGAAAGGUUUGCAAUACACUGAAGCUGAAAUCAGUAUAGGAGAGGAUGGACUGGAACAGAGAUUAGUGGAGAGCUUAAGUUUAAUCGAUGCUGUGAUGCCUGAUGUGGUGGCGAGUCGCCAAAAUCAGCAGAAUGCACAAAAACAGCCGAUCAAAUCGGAAAUUACUGAUACAAAUGGCGAAGAAGCUGUAGUGUCAACACAGAAUGAAAACAUGGAAGUAGACACAUCUAUCGAGAUUCCAACUUCCAAAGCUACAGUUUUGAGGGGGCAUGAGUCAGAGGUUUUCAUUUGUGCGUGGAAUCCCACUACUGAUUUGUUAGCAAGUGGCUCUGGGGACAGCACAGCCAGAAUUUGGGACAUGUCUGAUAACACAGCAAGCCCCAAUCAAUUAGUACUGAGGCACUGCAUCCAGAAGGGGGGCACUGAAGUGCCAAGCAACAAGGAUGUUACUUCACUAGACUGGAAUUGCGACGGCAGUUUAUUGGCAACAGGAAGCUACGACGGCUACGCCAGGAUAUGGACCACUGACGGUCGCCUUGCCAGUACUUUGGGCCAGCACAAGGGCCCCAUUUUCGCUCUGAAAUGGAACAAACGUGGCAACUACAUCCUUUCAGCCGGUGUUGACAAAACCACAAUCAUUUGGGACGCGGCAAGCGGCCAAUGCACCCAACAGUUCAGUUUUCACUCAGCCCCAGCCUUGGACGUGGACUGGCAAACCAACACAUCCUUUGCCAGCUGUUCAACAGACCAGUGCAUCCACGUUUGCAAACUAUCCUUAGAUAAACCAAUCAAAUCGUUCCAAGGACACACAAAUGAAGUCAACGCUAUCAAAUGGGACCCCCAAGGCAAUUUCCUGGCAUCGUGUUCUGACGACAUGACUUUGAAGAUUUGGUCAAUGAAACAAGACAAUUGCGUCCACGAUUUACAAGCUCAUUCGAAGGAAAUUUACACGAUUAAGUGGUCACCAACAGGGCCCGGGACGCAAAAUCCCAAUAUGAAUUUAAUCCUCGCGUCUGCAAGUUUCGAUUCAACUGUUAGGUUGUGGGAUGUGGAGAGAGGCGCUUGCAUACACACUUUGACCAAGCACACUGAACCCGUCUAUUCUGUGGCGUUCAGUCCAGAUGGGAAAUUUCUGGCGAGCGGGAGUUUCGACAAAUGCGUUCAUAUUUGGUCAACACAGUCUGGACAAUUGGUGCAUAGUUAUAAAGGCACAGGAGGUAUUUUUGAGGUUUGUUGGAACUCGAGAGGGGAUAAAGUUGGGGCCAGCGCUUCAGAUGGCAGUGUGUUUGUUUUAGAUUUGCGUAAAUUAUAAUUCUUUUUUAUGUACGUGUAGAUAAUUUUAUAUUUUAACUAUUUUAAGGGAAAAGAUGUUGCAAUUUAUUUUGACUGUUGCAAAAAAAGAGCGACAAUAUAAUUAUUAGCAACUA
Messenger RNA from Tribolium castaneum (red flour beetle), 1711 nucleotides. RefSeq names its product ebi (gene ebi). The record is from RefSeq and is a predicted model, not a curated record. The transcript is spliced from 5 exons. Bases 124 to 1596 code for a protein of 490 amino acids. Gene Ontology annotation, molecular function: transcription corepressor activity; protein binding. Lineage: Eukaryota; Metazoa; Arthropoda; Insecta; Coleoptera; Tenebrionidae. Gene Ontology annotation, biological process: regulation of transcription by RNA polymerase II. Gene Ontology annotation, cellular component: histone deacetylase complex.